AUGCUUUGUUUGCUUAGCUUCCAUACCAUUGAAUAUUGUUGUUCCACUUCCAACGACACAAACCCCUGGAACUAUCUUGACUCUUACUGUGGAAAUAUUACAUACAAUCCUAACAGUCCUUCCGGCAGCAUUUACAGAGCCAAUCUGAAUUUCUUGCUUGACACUCUGUCUUCGCAUGCAUCUUGGACAGACAACAAUGGCUUCUAUAAUUUCAGUACUGGCGAUGACCCUUCAAACAAGGUCUAUGGCCUCUUUCUCUGUCGAGGUGAUGUCAACACUGAUGUUUGCAAAGAAUGCGUCGCAGAUGCCCGCACACGACUACUUCAUGAGUGCCCGAAUAAAACAGCUGCUAUUGUUUGGUAUGACGAGUGCUUGGUACGUUUUUCUGACCAGACGAUCUUCUCCAAGGCUGAUUUGGGAGAGAAUUUGACUAGGCGCAAUCCAUUCGAUGUCCCUGGACCUGACUGGGACAAAUUCAAAAUGGUAUUGAUCAAUUUGUUGCAUAACGCUGCGGAUAAGGCUGCAAAUCAUACCACGGGCAAAAAGUUUGCUGUCGAAGAAGGCAAUUAUUCCACUGAUCAAAAGAGAUUGUAUACCCUUACGCAGUGCACACCAGAUCUAUCCCCUUAUGACUGCAAAAGGUGUCUCACAGAGGCUAUAAUAGAUGUACCCGCGUGCUGUUCCAAGAAGCAGGGAGGGAGAGUAAUUUAUCCAAGCUGUAACCUGAGGUAUGAGGUCUCCAGCUUCUAUGAUACUGUAUCCUCUGCAUCGCCAAACUCUCCUGGCGGUCCUCCUCCUAAAUCCACUGAAGAUGGAGUUGCUGAAAUCCUAACAGCCGAAUCCUUACAGUAUAGCUUAACUGAAAUUCAAAUUGCCACAAAUAACUUCUCUAUGGAUAACAAAAUUGGCGAAGGUGGAUUUGGUCGUGUAUACAAGGGUGUACUUGGUAAUGGACAAGAAGUAGCUGUCAAAAGGCUGUCAAGGAGCUCAGUGCAAGGUGCAGAAGAAUUUAAAAAUGAAAUUGUAGUAGUUGCAAAGCUUCAACACAGAAAUCUAGUUCGGCUAUUGGGAUUUUGCCUGGAAGGAGAAGAAAAGAUACUCAUCUAUGAAUUUGUUGCCAACAAAAGCCUUGACUACUUUCUCUUUGAUCCAGAAAAUAAACGAUCAUUGAACUGGUCAAGACGUUACAAUAUCAUUGGAGGUAUAGCAAAAGGACUUCUUUAUCUGCAUGAGGAUUCUCGUCUAAGAAUUGUUCAUCGCGAUCUCAAAGUAAGUAAUAUAUUAUUGGAUGGAAAUAUGAGUCCAAAGAUAGCAGAUUUUGGCAUGGCAAAGAUUUGUGGAGUUGAUCAAUAUGAAGGAAACACAAAUAGAAUUGCUGGGACAGUUGGUUAUAUGGCUCCUGAAUACACAAGGUGGGGUCAGUUCUCACUAAAGUCAGACGUGUUUAGUUUUGGGGUUGUAAUUUUGGAAAUUGUCACGGGCAAGAAGAGCAGUGACUUCCAUCAAUCUAGAGAUUCCGAAGACCUUCUAAGCUAUGCUUGGAACCAUUGGAGACUCGGCCAAACUUUAGCUCUUUUGGAUUCAAGCAUUGGAGAUUCUUAUGCCAGAAAUGAAGUCAUUCAAUGCAUCCAAGUUGGCUUACUAUGUGUUGAAGAAGAUGCCAGUAAAAGACCCACAAUGGCUUCCGUGGUCUGCAUGCUCAAUCCUGCUUCUGUUUCCCUACCAACUCCACAUCGUCCGGCAGUUUUCCGGAGCAAUGGAUCGGAGAGCAGGGUAGACGAGCUGAAAGUUGAUCAAUCCAACACUCAAAGAAUUUCAGCUCCAAGCUCUGUCAAUGAUGCAUCAAUUACUGAACCAUAUCCCAGAUGAAGGAAGAAAUAGGCCAAUUCUGGAAGAAAAUAUCAAGUUCAUCAUCAGCAUUAUGUUGUAGAUUUUGAAGCAUGAUUCAUUUACCAGGAAGGUAUCUAAAUUUGCCCACUAUUGUUGGAAAUUAGGGGAUCGUUUCAAU
Molecule: messenger RNA, 2008 nt
Organism: Coffea arabica (coffee)
Lineage: Eukaryota; Viridiplantae; Streptophyta; Magnoliopsida; Gentianales; Rubiaceae
Source: RefSeq, a predicted model, not a curated record